AUGAGCUUCGGCAUCGUGAUAGGAAAUGAAUCUGCCAUUGAUAUAACAGAAAACGCAAUAGAAACAACAGAAAAAAACACAAGCGUGUCUACCACUGAAGAUUACCACAAAAAUGAAAUUUACUUCACAACGAAACUAUACACUAAUCCUGUUAAGAAAAUAUUUCAAGAAAUCGCUCUAAGAAACAAAAAGCUGCACAUUAACAAUAGUCUGAUUGCUGAUGCUGGCCCCUCCUUAUAUGAUUAUCCAGAAGUGUGGUGGACUAUCAAAACAACAGAACCCGUGAGAAUAGCAAAUAUAUUCCACAGAAACCCUGGUGAAAUUAACGUAGUCACUAAAGCUGGUGAUAAAGAGUUCAAACUCAAAAUGAGGAAAGAAGAAACUCUAAAACCAAAAAUUGUCAAACCAAAACACAAAUUAAUCAAAAGGAAAAAGAAGAAAAAACUAGCGCAGAGGAAUGGAACUAAUAAAUUUUUUAAAAUACGCAGAAAAAAGAAGAGAGUCACUCUGACUACUGGAGCUACUGCUAAAACUGUGAAAGGUGAUACUUAUAUGUUUAUUAUAAACAGGGAUGAUAAUAAAGGUGAUUUGUCCGUAGAAGCGAAUGCUACUAAUAUAUUAGUUGAUAUAAGAAAAAAAAAUAGCUCGAAAACUAUUCAUGCUUCAGUGAAAUCAGCAUUUCUCAUUAAUAAAAAUGAUGAUUUAGGUAACUAUGAUUAUAUAAUACACGCGGUAAGGAAAAAGAAUGCCACUUCUAAUUCUGAAUCAGAUGGUUACGACUACUACUAUGGUAACGUUGAUGACAAUAAGGAAAAAACUAUAGUGAAAGUUUUGAAACCUGAUGAAACUGGUAAAGGAUUGGAGAUGCUCAAGAAAGGUGGUAGUAUUUUAAUACGACCAGAGAACACAGGCGAACUUGAGAAAGUACUCAAAAAAGGUGUCAUAAAUCAAAUGACAACAAAAACUAUGACAACUAAUGUGAACGGUAUACCUCAACAAGGGAGGUUUCCUCAACCCUACGGCCCAAAUUAUCCUAGAAACGCGAACCCAAAUAUGAAUUCUUUUAUGAGAAAUCCAAAUUUCAUGAGAAACCCGAUGAACAUAUAUGGAAAUAACGCUAACCAAAAUUUCAACAGAAACCCGUUACAAAACAGAAACAUAGCUGGCAACUUUCAAAAUGGCAACAAUUUUGCUAGACCACAGUACAAUCCGAAUAUGAACAACUUUAAUCGAAAUCCAAAUCAAAAUUUCAAUUAUAACAGAAAUCAAUUCAACCGGAACAUAAAUCAUGAUGGAUAUCCACCCUAUCAAAACUUUAACGGGAUUCCUAAUGCAGGUUUUAAUAUGAACCAAAACUUUGAUAGGAGAAGACCGUAUAACCAAAAUUUCGCUCCUCAACGCUAUAACCCAAAUGCUAAUUUUGAUCCAUUUAAUAAGAAUGCGAAUUAUAUCUAUAAAGACCCAGGUCCUAACCAAGUAUACGCAUCACCACCAAUAUCUCAACCAAACGCCAAUAACAAUCCAACUUUUGAAGGGGAUCAGCAAAGGAAUAUAGGAAGAGAAGAUAAUGUCACCAGAGAGACUACUACCACUCCAGCUACAGUCACUGAAGCACCGAUUGCAACUCCAGAUGCAGUCAGUGAAGCAACGAUUGCCACUCCGGACGUAGACAAUGAAACGACGUUUACAACCACAACUGAAGAAACUCCUGAUCCCCAAAUUGAUCCUGAUGCUUAUCUACCUACUAUUGCAGGCACAGGAUUAUUCGAAGGCAUGGGUUUGCCAGGUGGCGGUGCGCCUGUAACGACUUCUACGACUACUACAACUAGAAGAACUAGAGGGAGAAGAACUAGCGUAAUUACAACUACUAUUCUAACCCGUCCUUAUCUUAUGACUUCAGUAGUAACUAUGAAAGGGGGUAGAGGACCUAUGACUAUUUCGACGCCUCCAAAUUUCGAGCCUCCUACAGAUUAUAUAGACACAAUGUUCAAUGAAGAAGACGGAAUGGCAUUAUUUAAAGCUGUCGAAAAGAUCUACAACUUUCCGAAUGUACCUUUUGGAGUAGAAAAGGUGCUCAGAGAUUUGUCUGAGGCUAUAUUUCAUCCCUUAAUCAGAUACCACGGUAGGGCCAAAGAAAAGGUAUUAUUGGAUUCCUUAAACCAGCUAAUCGAGAAUCAUAUGACCGCGGCUCCGGUGCAAAGACGACAUCAGAAUUAUAGAACGAAAGUAAUAAAAUUUCGAUCAAAAUUAAAAAGUGAUGUCACUGAUUUAAAAUAUAUUAACGCUGUAGCAAACGAAUACAAUAAUGCAAAGCGUACUGCUAAUAUAGAACCUAAACUGUUUGAAGUAAUAAAGAACAAUUUGAAUAAAUCUGAAACUAAAAGCAUCGAUACCGCCAAAAUCAUAAAUUUAACACAGAAAAUGGAGAAAAAACUUAGAUACGAAAUAAAAGAUGACAAGUUGACAACGAAAAACUUAAAAAUAAGUAAAAUACAAAAUAAUAAUGAAGCUGAUAAUGUGAUUGUUAAAACGACCACGCCGAUGAAAGCUGCGGUGAAUAUGACAAAUACAGAAAAGCAUAAGAACAAGAAAUCCCAUCACAAGAAAGUAUCGAUCAACAAACUUUUGCGACUGAAAAUGAAGCAUCCGAAAAUGUACAAAAAGUAUUUCAAGAGGAAAAAGAAACGCACGCAAAACAAAAGACAGAGGAAACAAAAGAAAUCUCACAGAACGCAAUCGAAAUACAGACUGUCGACGGCGGAGAAGCUCCUAUUGAAAUAUAAAAUAAUAGAACACGAAUAUCAGAAGCUAUUAAAGCAUUACAGCGCUAAUAAAAAGUUGCAGAAACACAAGAUAUUCAACAAAAUAUACAAUCAUAGGAAAUCUAACGACGAACAAUCCCCGUUAAGUCAUGCUAAAAAUAUUGCUGUUUCUAGAAAAACAAUGAAACCAAAAUCCAAUAAAGACGUGAGCAAACAGAAAUUUGGUCGAAUACAAAAAUGGCGGCCGAUUCAAGUUGAAUCCACCGAUCAAACAACAUCCUAUUUGAACGCAAAGAAAUUCACACCGGAAGAUCAUGUUUUACUGAAUAAGUUUCACAAUUUCAACAAAGUACUUACGAGGAAAUCACUUAAUGGAAACUAUAAUCCUCCAAUUGAACAUUCUAGUUACAGCAGCGAAGGGAGUAUUUUGAAAGACAAUAUCGAUCACGCAAUGAAACAUGAUAAUUUUAAUGUUAUCAAAGAAUCAAGAAACAAAAUCAACCAACUAUCGAGCUUUAGUAGCGAAGAAGUAAUUUUGAAAUCUAAAAUUUACAAAAUACUCCUAUCUAAUGAUGAUUCUAAAAGCAGCAGUGAAGAACUCGAUGCUAGCUAUAAAAAGAGAUUGAAAGAUGGCGUCAGAAGGUAUCUAUUAAGUAGAAGGAAUUUUAGAGCUAUAGACGCAAUGUCCUCUUAUAGCGACGAUGAACAAUUAAUAAAGAAAAAAUUAAACAUUUAG
Diatraea saccharalis (sugarcane borer) is the source of this 3498-nucleotide messenger RNA. Lineage: Eukaryota; Metazoa; Arthropoda; Insecta; Lepidoptera; Crambidae. The record is from the annotation of a GenBank genome assembly.